GAAAGUGCGCCUAAACCACAUAUGGUUCAGUAAUGCGCUGAGAGCCUUUGGUCAGUUGCUGUUCUGAAUUUCUUUGUCAGCCAUUUACCCCUUCCUGCCUGGUUGAACCUCCCAUGGAAACCCUUCCUUCACAAUACGAGAUGUUAAGAAUGGGGAAUGCCAGCCACACCUGCACCGACACAAUCCACAUGUUGACGGAUAGAUAAAUGCAUACAUCUUGGUGAAAAUCGCGAAAAAGGGACUGCUACCAUGAAGCCUGAUAACAGAUCAUAGAGAACCCCAUAUCAUGUGACAGCUACCAUGAAGAUAUGAAGUGCAUCGUAACGGCCCCCCUGAAGCCAGAGAGCGCAUCGUGACAUUCGCCUGCAAGGAAAGACACACCCUGGCAACAUGAGCCACUCGCUCUCCCGGGUGGGAUGGGGCGGGUGAACACUCGCGGGGCAGUAGUACCCGCCAGCCAGGAAGUGACAAAGGUUUUGCCAACGCCUAAAUGACUCACCCCUUUCCUGCAUGGCCGUCUGACUCACCCAGUCCAGUUCAAAUGACUCGUUUAAAUCAGUCCAGGGGUGUGAUGGCGGAAGGUAAUGGAGGUGGUGACCCUGGGUCACAGGUAGAUGGGGAGAGAACAGAAGAUUACCAGAAACUAAUAAAUUAUGGUUUAAAUGAAAAAGUGGCAGCAAAGCUUGAUGAAAUCUACAAACAAGGCAAACUUCGACAUGAGGAUUUGGAUGAACGGGCACUGGAUGCAUUAAAAGAAUUUCCUGUAGAGGGAGCAGUGACAGUUUUGAAACAGUUCUUAGAAUCUAACUUGGAACAUGUUUCUAACAAGUCAGCAUACUUGUGUGGCGUUAUGAAGACAUAUCGACAGAGGAAACAGUAUAACACAGAUAGUAUGACUGUCAAUCCAGGCAAAGGCCCUGAUGAAGAUAAUUUGAAAGCCAUCUUGGAGCGAUCUGGAUAUACACUAGAUGUUACUACAGGGCAGAGGAAGUAUGGAGGCCCACCGCCAAACUGGGAGGGCCCACCACCAGGCCCAGGAUGUGAAGUGUUCUGUGGGAAGAUACCAAAAGAACUGUAUGAAGAUGAAUUGAUUCCCUUGUUUGAGAAGUGUGGCGAAAUUUGGGACUUGCGUCUAAUGAUGGAUCCAAUGACAGGUCAAAACAGAGGCUAUGCCUUCAUUACUUUCACAACACGUGCAGCUGCCAAUGAAGCAGUUUCAAAGCUUGAUAAUUACAAUGUCAGGGAAAAUGCUGCCCUGAAAGUUAAUAUUAGCAUUCCUAAUCUGCGGCUGUUUGUGGGGAACAUCCCAAAAUCAAAGUCUAAAGAAGAAAUUAUGGAAGAAUUUUCAAAACGCACAGGUAAAGAAUCGUCAUAUCUUUUGCAGCUGAAUGAAUAUGAAAUUCAGCGCGGCAAAAAAUUAGGGGUCACUAUUUCAUACAACAAUCAUCGAUUGUUCGUAGGAAAUAUCCCCAAGAACAGGGAGCGACAUGAAUUAUAUGAGGAGUUUGCAAAGCACGCACCUGGUUUGGUCGAGGUGAUAAUUUACAGUUCUCCAGAUGACAAAAAGAAAAAUCGAGGCUUCUGCUUUUUGGAGUAUGAGUCACAUAAGGUAUGUUUACAGAUGUUUGUCAAAGUCAAAGUUUUAUAUGUAAGGAAUCUGACGCAAGUGACGACAGAGGAGAUGCUUAAGGAUAAGUUUGAUGAAUUUGGGAAAGUUGAACGCGUGAAGAAGAUCAAGGACUAUGCAUUUGUGCACUUUGAAGAGAGGGAAGAGGCAGUAAAGGCCAUGGAAGCAUUACAAGGAAAGGACAUUGGUGGUGCCUUAAUGGAAAUCUCUUUGGCCAAACCGCCAUCAGAUAAAAAGAAGAAAGAAGAAGUUCUACGCAACAGAGAAAAACGACUUAUGCAAAUGUUAGCACAGAUAGGGAUUGCUGAGACAGAUCACCUCACAGGAGAAAGGAUGCCUGUGCCCCCAGCCAUGCUGCGUGGUGGGCGGGGAGGGGGUCGAGGGGGCGGCCGCAGUGACUAUGAUUAUGAUUACGACUAUUAUGGUUAUGGAGAUUAUCAAGGUGGCUACAGUGACCCGUAUUACGACGACUAUUACCGUUAUGAAGAUUACUAUUACGAUUACUCCCCUCAACCAAUGGGGCGUGGUCGCACCAAAUCAGUGCCGGCUGGCCGUGGGUAUGGUAUGGCGAGCCGUGGCCGCGGCGCUGGCCCCUCCCCCCGUGGGGGGCGGGGUAUGGUGCCCCGAGGGGGGGCCAUGGGGGGGCGUAUGACUCGGCCGCCGCGCGCGGGGCAGGGGUUCAGAGGGUCCGCCAGGGGGGCAAAUCUAGCAGGUAAAAGAAAGUUGGAUGGCGGGCACCAGAACGAGGGGGACUCUAAGAGACGGUUCCAGAACACCGGUGCUAGCUGGGGGAACCAGCCUAUCCCACAGCAGCCGCUGAGCUCAUACAGUGGGGCCAACGGCAGCACGUACGGCGGGGCAGGCGGGGACCAGCAAUGGUACCACGACAGCUAUCCACAGUCGUGGAGCUGAGGUGUAAGCGGGUGGGCCGCCAGCACCAGGUGUAGAGGGUGGGGCGGGGGCAUGGCGGGGCACAACUCCACCAAGUACAGUAUGUCAGUCUGUCCAGACAAGCCUGAUUUCAGGCACAAAGGACAUUCCUGCCACUUGUAUGUAUGGGAGAAGUAUCGGUGCUUGCACCAGAUAUUGGGCCCAUGGGUGAUGGCCGCCCCACCAAUGCUGCGUCAGUGGGGACUGGAGAGGGUCGGCUGCCGAUUCCCGGCUGAGCUUUAGUUUGGUCGGGGUAAGGGGGCCGCAGUCCACCCCACCAGUGAGACAUGUACCUGAAAAACAUCUCCACCAUACCCAAACCCACCAGGUCAGUUGGGUAAUAAAACAUAACUAAAUCUAGUAGGAGGAAGUCUCACAAGAGUGCUGCUCUAAAUUUUAUCACUGUCAACCACUAGGAUGAAAAAAAGCCAAACUGUGUUCAUAGAAAUUUCUCUCCAGUGGUUUUAAUGAGCAGGCUGUUUUAUUCCCGCUUACUUUGUGUUUCACAUGCAAUCUUCUUGUCUUUCAAAUAAAAUCUAAAAGAAUAGUUCCCAAUACAAACCUCUAAUGUCCAGCAGUUUGCCCCCCUAGUUCUGGAGACUAAUCAAUUCAGUGGAAAUGGUUAGUGGAAAAUAGCUGCCCAAAUUCCUGUAUUAGAAUUGAUGUCAAUGAUACAACAUCAGUACCAUUUCCUAUUAUUCAGGUGUGUCCAUCGAUAAAGAUUUUGCCUUCCUCUUCAUUAAGUAUAAUACAAGGUAAUUGUACAGGGGAAAUUGCCAAUGGAAUUUUCUUGUUUAUUAGCAUCUAUCUAUAAGCAACUUGUCAAAGUUACGAUAGCAGCAUCAGCAUCAGGUCCUUCCAUCCAGUUUGCCCCAUAAUACACUGUUUAUACUUUUUUUUUCUUUUUCUUUUUUUAAUUUUUUUUGAAUUAUUAACAUUAUUUUCCCCCCCAAAAAGGCGGUCCUGCAUGCACAUUUCAGUGACCACACUAUUUUCUUUUGGUAUCCCUAAAUGCUGUGUCCACUGAAUAACUCUUGAACCUUGCUACUUGAUUUGUAGUUCUUAGUUGGCAUUAAGCAGAUGCUCAGUGCAAGAUUGAAUCAAUGCUCGUGAACUUAUUGGAAUGUUGUCAAACCAAUUCAAUGGAACCCGGUAAUUUAAGAUUUAACCCAUAUAGAUAUUGCAGUAUUUGAAUUUAAGCAUGAUUUCUAUGGAUUUUCUUAUGUACUAAUUAGAAAGAUCCAUAUUCGAUGAUUGUAGACUGAUUGAGGUGACUGUUGUAGUAUGAUUGGUCAGAUAAUUAAUUUGUUUGGAUCUGUACAUAUCCGGAAUGCAGAUGUUGUUACUCAUUGGGAUCUGUGGAGGGGCGACCAGUGUUAAGACACACACUGCCAGUCACAGGGAAAGAUUUGGUGUGUUUGGAUGACAAAGCAGUUAUCUUUGGUGGAGAUUGGACCAACUGGCUGUGACUAACUUGCGAAGACUUGAAAUGUAAGAGUUUAUUGUGUGUGUUAUCUAGGAGCUAUCAAUAUAGAGGAUUCCUGGGGAUUUGAAAAGUCUCUUUUCAGUUCUCCAAGAUUCCUGUCCGAAAGGAUGAAUUGUAGUUCCUGAUAAUGAAUUGUUGUAUUCAUAGUUAUAAGACUUUCUUGUGAUAAGUAAUGAGAGCUAGUUAUUAGAUGCUCCUUUUUUUCUGAAAUAUCAUGAAUUGUAUGAUAAUCGGACUGCACACUGAUAAGCUGUGCAAAAGCUAAUAUUUUUAUGGGCUUUUGUUUGGCCUUUAUUCUUUUAAAUGUGUUAUUACAAGAUGUGAAUUUAUUAAUCUAAGUUUGUUUUGGUCAAAAGAUAAAUAUGUAUUACCUAAACAAAAGUUAUUCUAAUAUUCUAAUUUUAUGAGAUUAAAAAAGAGCUAGGCAAUUAGAUAUAUUACAUGUAAUACUGCAGCUUGAUUAGUAAUGAUUGGAGUGUGAUUUUAAGCUGCAGUAUAAUCAAUUUGACCCUCAAGUUUUAGACUUGUGAUGACCUUGAACCAGACUUAUGUACUACACGCUGAGAAUUGGCACUAGAAUGAUCUUUGGCUCUGUAAGAAAAAAUCUAAAAAGAAAAAAGAUUAAAAAAAGGUUGAGAAAGAUUCAGUGGAAAUUCAAAUAUUUCAGCUUCUGCCAGAUUUAUGAAUUGGGUAUGCCAGUUGUGGUGUUGGCUACAAUAUGUCACUAAUUUUUGUGACCAUGCAGCUUGCACCAGCCUUCGGUUGUGUGCUUUUUACUGCAUGUGUUUAUUAUCUUAUUUAAUACUACCUGCACUAAAUAUCUGGGCAUUAAAUGUUAUUGCUUUUUAUAAUUUUUAUAUGUAGAUAUUUGCAAAGAUGUAUUUUAAAAAUUGCAAAGGUUAUUUGCAUACAAGUCUCCUAAAAUGAAUAACUUGACUCCUGUAGCUAUGGACAACACGCUGGACUUGAUUACAUUUUUUAUUACACAUUUCAAUUAUAUAGAGAAAAAAUUCACCAUGUGUCAUUGUACUUUCUGGGACAUCAUAAAGCUAUAUAGACAAAAUGGAAAAAUGUAUGCCAUGAAAUAUUCCAGAAUUUGGCCCGGUUUCAUGUACUAAUGGGUCACUGUAAAAUAUUAAGACAUUUGCCAUCUAGUUGUGGUAGUAGGGUCGCUGUGGUAUUAUGCAUUGUGGCGAGUGAAGGUCGGUUAUCAACAGGCUUCAAACUUGUAUGCCAUUCCUGUUAACACUAGCCUUACUGCAUAAGUCUUGUCAUUUCUAAAACAGGAUUGAGCAUGUGCCACUUAGAUUUUCUUUCUGAUCUAUAAUCCUGCAAAAUAUAUUGUGGAAAGAGUUUACUUUGUUAGAACAUUUUUCUUUAGUUUUAUCUACCAUACCGUCGAUGACACAACGUCCACAAAACUUUUUAAAAGUUUGUCAGGAGAUAUUGGUGAUGUAUGCCUGUAUUGUCCAUUGUAAGGUUUGUAGUUUGUUCAAGAGGUGGUUGCCUUAGCCAAGAGGACUGAAGGGAGGGUAGUACCACAAGCUGGAUCUUGGGAGUCCGAGGCUCGACUGUACCCAGUGAUUGAAUGGAAGUAAAGGAGAUUUCCAUUG
This is a messenger RNA of Penaeus chinensis, 5656 nucleotides long. RefSeq names its product heterogeneous nuclear ribonucleoprotein Q-like (gene Syp). Lineage: Eukaryota; Metazoa; Arthropoda; Malacostraca; Decapoda; Penaeidae. The transcript is spliced from 16 exons. The record is from RefSeq and is a predicted model, not a curated record. Gene Ontology annotation, cellular component: nucleus; ribonucleoprotein complex. Gene Ontology annotation, molecular function: mRNA binding. Bases 491 to 2539 code for a protein of 682 amino acids.